This is a messenger RNA of Lathyrus oleraceus (garden pea), 753 nucleotides long. RefSeq lists its product as uncharacterized. The coding region runs from base 1 to 753 and encodes 250 amino acids. NCBI's taxonomy places the organism in Eukaryota, Viridiplantae, Streptophyta, Magnoliopsida, Fabales, Fabaceae. The record is from RefSeq and is a predicted model, not a curated record. The transcript is spliced from 3 exons.
AUGGUCCAACAUGUUGUCAAGCAAAUGCAAUCUGAGUUUGAAAUGAGUUUGGUAGGUGAAUUAACUUACUUUCUUGGACUCCAAGUCAAACAGAUGGAAGACUUUGUCUUUCUUUGUCAAAGAAAGUAUGCAAAGAAUAUUGUGAAGAAAUUAAGAUUGGAGAAUGCUAGUCAUAAAAGAACUCCUUCUCCUACUCACUUGAAGUUAUCUAAAGAUGAAAAGGGCAUAAGUGUUGAUCAUAGUUUGUAUAGAAGCAUGAUUGGUAGUCUUCUAUACCUUACAGCAAGCAGACCAAAUAUAACUUUUGUUGUUGGAGUUUGUGCUAGAUAUCAAGCAGAACCCAAAGGAGUGGAUUCAAAUGUUUUUCCAGAUGUUCAAACAUAUUUGGCAAAAGAAACUAGCCUUGAAGGUGAUUCUAGUGAAAAGGCUGAUGAAUAUGUCCCUAAGCAAGUUGUGCAUGAAAGAAGGAGUAAGAAAAAGGAUAAUGAAUGUGUCCCUGAGCAAGUUGCUCAUGAAAGAAUGAGUAAUAAGAAGGUUGAUUAUGGUGUCAAUAUUGAUGACCUAACAACUGAUAAGGAACCUCUUACCAACAUCUUGGCUCUUGGAAUAGACAAAAGACUUCAGAGAAGAAAAGGAAAGAUAGAUGAAGAGGAAAAGGAAGUUGAACAUGGUGGUGAUGACAAUGUUGGAGAUGAUGUAGAGGACUCUAUUGAUGGCAAUAUUGAUGAGAAUGAUGAAGAUAAAGAAUCUUAA